CAAGAGCACUUUGCGAUUUUCACGCGAAUUGUUUUCCGCCGCUCUCACGAUAAAUUACUACACUAGGCCGGUCGUUCGCCCAUAUCGGUAAUAUUUUUCAUCGCCCCGUCGAUUUUCACAACCAGUUCAUACACUUUUGACGUUGUCAACAGUGAGUACUGAUUUGUAUCGGUCCUUGUUCGUAACGGUUGUGAUAUCCUUGUUAUCGGUGUCCUAGACUCGUAGCCGUUUGUGUUCCGAAAAUAUGGCUUUUCUUACAAUUAAUUAAGUGGUGCACGGAGAUUCUGAUUUUGAUUCUGAUUCUGACGUAAUUGUCUUGAAUGACGACGAUAGAUCGACUGAAAAGAUAAACUUAAUUUCAUCGGAUGAGGAAGACCCAUCACCAUCCAAAAGGCCCAGGCGCCGUCGUACACGGCUCCGCCGGCACAGAAAACAAUCACGCAGGUUGAACGCCGAUUUCGAAGCCAUGGCUGUAUUAAGCUUGAUCGACGCCAUACACGGCACUCCACACCCCGUUGUCGAGGAAGUCAACGAAAUGAGCGGACACGAGACCACGAGACCACGAGACCACGAGACCAACGAUAGUGACUCGGCUGAAAUGAAUAAAGAUGAUUCCGCCGUAAUUAAUAACGAUGAUUCCGCCAAAAUGAACAACGAUGUCAUCGGAUUGAACACCAAUGAAAGCAUUGGCAUCAUCGAAGACGUGCCUAACGACCAAAGCGACGAUCCGGGCAAUAAGACAGCCUCCCUGCCCCAGCCACCGCCAGCAAAGCGCACGAAAAAAAGUGCCCCUUAAGCUGAAGCAGCGAGUCAAAUGGAGAGAAAACCUCUCCAUCCUCCAUCUUCUAUCAAGUCUGUGUACCAAAUAUCAAUAACAUUUUCUUCCAAAUUUUUUCAAAUGGACCACUUUUUGAGCGUGGCACACCUCAAUAAUCAAGUAAUGUUCUGGUUAAAAUAACAAACAGAUGUCCAAAUAUGGCUCACAAGUUGUGUACAUACUAUUAAAAAAAAAAAUACAGGAGACCGAAACUGAUAAAUAAUUUAACUAAUAGUCAAUAGAUAUAAUAAAACAUUAAGGACUGCUUAAAUAAGUACAAACUCUGUGUCGUGUUCAUUUAGUACACACUCUAUUAUAUAUUUUUAUAAUUUAUCAAAUAAUAUUUUUUGUUUACUCUGCCUAGGAUAAAAUGUAAUCAAUGCAUUAAUAUGUUAAUGUAUUUUUGUAACUCUCACCUGUAACAUGCCAUUUAGACAUACAUUUGUAUAGGCCUCCGCCUUACAUCUGUGGUUUGUGAACACAUUUACUGAUUGUUGUUGAGUAAAGUGUGUAUCCGUUUACUAUUUAUUUUUAU
Molecule: messenger RNA, 1352 nt
Organism: Myzus persicae (green peach aphid)
Lineage: Eukaryota; Metazoa; Arthropoda; Insecta; Hemiptera; Aphididae
Exons: 2
Coding region: 467-796 (109 amino acids)
Source: RefSeq, a predicted model, not a curated record